Messenger RNA from Prorocentrum cordatum, 989 nucleotides. The record is from the annotation of a GenBank genome assembly. Lineage: Eukaryota; Dinophyceae; Prorocentrales; Prorocentraceae.
AACGCGGGGAGUGCUGGCGACGGAGCGGGCGCGCCGAGUUCCCGCCGGGCCGGGCAUAUGUCGCCGUGGCAGCCGACGGCCGAGCGAGCAUGACAUACCAGCGGUGGACAAGUGAGGACUCCCCGCUCGGGCGGUUCCGCCAGGACGAACUCGAGCUUUCGGCGAGGGAUACGUCCUCCUCGCACGCACACGCGCAGGCGCAGGCGGGGUGCGACCACCUCCUGCACGCGGGCGAGGCUGUCUCCUGCAGGUCGUGCCGCGACAUGAGGAUCGUGUACUGCCUCGUGUCCGCCAUCGGCGGCGUGCUGGCGCUGCUGCUCGCCACCAUCGACCGCGUGCCCGUGGAGUCCGCCGCGGGCGCGGCCAUGGUCGGCCUGUGGAGGGAGAGGAAGAUGAAGAAGGACUUCGCGGGAAGGUGGUGCAGCGGGAUAGCGACGCACCCGCUCUGGGGGUCCGAGGAAGUCGCUGGAAUUUGCCCCGACGACCACCAGGUCUUCUUCCAGGUCAACAUAACUGCCCCGGAGGUGGACAGCAAUGUCACGGCAAUGCAGUUCGAGAUGGUCCAGGCGUAUUUGGACGGGCCGAACGCUUCCGACGAUCCGGACUACCAAUUGCACCUGGAGGCGUUUGACAUGUUGCAGCGCUUGAGCCAUCUGAAGCCAGCGGACAUAUUCGCGUUCCGUGAGACGUGGACCAACGAGGAUACCAAGUUGUUACAGCAACUCGACAGUAGCCCUAAGGCUUGGGUGACGACGGGCAACAUUACCACCUUCUUCGCUCAAAGGUUGCCCAGCAUCGAUGACUUCACGGACUGGGUGGCACGGAGCCCGCUGGCAGUGGUUGGUGGAGCCGACAGCAUCUCGAACAUGAGCCUGGGCUCUGAGAUAGACCGGCAUGUGACCGUCGCGCGCUUCAACGAAAUUGUCGGCAACAAACUCGAGAGGAGCGAAACGGGGGUGAAGCUUAAUAUUCACGUGGCAUGUUCAAAG